AUGGAAAGGUACAAGAAGGCCGCGCGGUGGCGCUGCGUCUCCGCCGAGAGCGUCGGGAAAGGCAGCCUGCGGGGGCUCCUAGAGCGGCGGUGCGGCGGUGCGGCGGUGCGGAAGGCGGUGGUGAGCGAUCGUGCCGGCGGCCGGCCUGGUGGGUCGCGCUGCCCCACUCGGGUCCGACUCCACGGGCGCCCAGGCCCCUCUUCUAACUGGGAGAGGGUGGUGCGACUGAGCCUCAGUUCUCCCUCGGGUCACGUCUUCUCUCCCAGGCGCCCGGCCCGGCCGGAGCAGGGCCAGGUCGUGGGUGGGCCGGGGAUCGGGGCGCUGAUCCUGGGCCCGCCCCGCAUCUCCCCGCAGACUCUCCCACCGGUCACCCUGGCCCUUCUCUGCUUGGACGGUGUCUUCCUCUCCGCAGCCGAGAAUGACUUCGUCCACCGCGUUCAGGAGGAGCUGGACCGCUUCCUGCUGCAGAAGCAGCUGUCAAAGGUACUUCUUUUCCCUCCGCUCUCCAGUCGCCUCCGAUACCUGAUCCAUAGAACAGCAGAGAAUUUUGAUCUCUUGAGCAGCUUCUCUGUUGGGGAGGGUUGGAGGAGGAGGACAGUCAUCUGUCACUUGGAGAUCAGACUACCAAGUUCAGAUGGCCUCACUGGCGCCUGUCACCCUCCUGGCACCCACCCUGGCAAGUACCGUGGUCCUCGGCCCAACUCAAACCAAGGAGUGGCCACUGGUCCCCGAGGGGCACGGGCUGGCCGGUGGCACCGUGGACGGAAGCCGGACCAGGCUUUGUAUGUACCCCGGAUGCUGAGAAGACAGGAAGAAGGAACACCAACCCCUGUGCCAGAGCUUAAAGGAGAUGCUGCAGUUGAUGUCUUAGAGGAGCCUGGAGAUGUUGGUGCUGGGGACCUCAACACUGAUCAGGGACUCCCUCUGUUGAUGGCCCAGGCAACAGAGGACCUAAAGGACCUGGGCCAGAGUUGUGAGAAUGAGCCACCACUGGGUUCAAUUGGCACUGAAAACCCAAAGCCUGAUUGUCAUUCAGGAGAUAGAGAUGGGUUGGAUGUGGCCAGACAGCCUGGGUCCAACCUGCAGCCAAAACUGGGAGUAGAGGAGGAGAGUCAGCCAGAGAAGAGCGUGGCAGCAGAGGUAGAGGAAGAAGAGGUGAAGGAGGAGGGCCAUGGCAGCUGCUCGGAGGAUGAUUACAGUGAGCUGCUGCAAGAGAUAAUAGACAACCUGACCGAGAAGGAAAUCGAGGUCGAGAGAAUCUACAUGGACACAUCCUCCUUCAUAGAGGAGCUGCCUGGAGAGAAGGAUUUUGGCCACGUAGUGGAGAUCUAUGACUUUGAACCAGCGCUUAAGACAGAGGACCUGCUGACGACGUUCUCCGAGUUCCAAGAGAAGGGCUUUAAGAUCCAGUGGGUGGAUGACACACAUGCUCUCGGCAUCUUUCCCUGCCUGACCUCAGCUGCAGAAGCCCUGUCCAAGGACUUCGCCAAGCUCAAGAUCCGGCCCCUCACUCAGGGAAGCAAACAGGCAAAACUCAAAGCCUUGCAGAGACCAAAGCUCCUGCAACUGUCGAAAGAGAGACCGCAGACAAAUACAGCUGUGGCCCGGAGGCUGGUGGCCCGGGCCCUGGGGCUCCAACACAAAAAGAAAGAGCGGCCAGGGUUUGAGAAUCCCCUGCCCUAA
Molecule: messenger RNA, 1683 nt
Organism: Elephantulus edwardii (Cape elephant shrew)
Lineage: Eukaryota; Metazoa; Chordata; Mammalia; Macroscelidea; Macroscelididae
Gene: R3HCC1
Product: R3H domain and coiled-coil containing 1
Exons: 9
Coding region: 1-1683 (560 amino acids)
Molecular function (GO): nucleic acid binding
Source: RefSeq, a predicted model, not a curated record